UAUUUUCAAAGGCCACUGCAGAGCUCUGUUUAUUUUCCCUGAACAUGACUACUGAGUGUCGCGUGUGAUAACAGUCAAAGGCUGGGGCUUUCAAUCUUUUUUGUUGUUAUUGUUGUUGUGGUGGGGUUUUUUUUAUUUUUUAAUCAUCUGUUAUAGCAUUCUCAAAUUCCUUCUUUGGCACCCAUGUUCUAGUGGUAGCCUAUAUGUCUAAUACUUUACUGCCUAGGUACUGAAACUUUUUUUCUUUUGACCAUAUAUUGCCCCUCAGUCUACAUGGAUAACUCUCUUUGUAACAAAAGACAUUUCAGUGAGCAUCCAAAGUAGCUAGUAGCCUUUUAAUUAGAAAGUUUAUUUAAGUUAAAACAUAUAAUUUCCAUUGACAAAGCCUCAUUUCUUCAUUGUGUAAAACCUAUUUCAUAUUUGUUGGUUUGUAAUAUCAUCACAUAUAAAAAUUAAUAGGUAUGCAAAUUAUAAUUUGCCAGUAAUGUACUCUGCAUGCUUGUAUGUCAUAUGUCACGACUGUGUUGUUAAUGUGUGUCAUACCAUUUCAUCUCAUUCAACCAGGGUCUACCAGGGCGAAAUGGCUAUCCGGGUCCGAUUGGUAUGGAUGGAAAGCUGGGUCAGCCUGGUCCGCAAGGCCCUCCUGGUCCAAAAGGCGAGAAGGGAGAUCAAGGUGAUCAGGGCCCUCGGGGUCUGCCAGGCUUCCCCACAGUUGCUGCUCUGCACAGUAAUCAGAUCCUCACCGUCAAGGGGGACCAAGGACAAGCUGGACCCCCUGGGCCUCCAGGGCCACCAGGACCCAGAGGUCCCCCAGGAGAUACUGGCAAAGAUGGUCCUCGCGGGAUGCCUGGCAUACCGGGUGAGCCAGGAAAACCAGGAGAACAAGGAUUGACAGGACCUCAGGGGCCUCCAGGACAAAAGGGUUCUGUUGGAGUGCCUGGUGCUCCAGGGAGAGACGGACAAGUGGGUGAACCUGGUUUGCCUGGAGUCGCGGGAGAGAAGGGAGAAGCAGGACUUAAGGGUGACCCUGGAGAAAGAGGAGAAAAGGGUGAUGCUGGAGAAAAUGGACUAAAGGGUGACACAGGAGAAAAGGGUGACCCUGGUUCUUCUGCUGCAGGAAUUAAGGGUGAGCCCGGUGAAUCUGGACGGCCUGGACAAAAGGGUGAACCAGGUCUUCCUGGGCUUCCUGGACUCCCUGGGAUAAAGGGUGAACCAGGUUUCAUUGGUCCACAAGGAGAACCUGGGUUGCCAGGACUACCAGGAACAAAGGGUGACAGAGGAGAGGCAGGCCCUGUUGGGAAGGGUGAGCGAGGUGAACCUGGAGUUCCUGGACCAAAGGGGAAAACAGGUGAACCUGGAUCUAGAGGCCCAAAAGGGUCAAAGGGUGAUACAGGUGACAGAGGUGACACAGGAUAUGCAGGUCCACGGGGACCGCCUGGACAGAAGGGUGAUCAAGGCGCAACAGAGAUAAUUGAUUAUAAUGGCAAUAUCCAUGAAGCUCUGCAGAGGAUUGCCACCCUGACUGUCACGGGGCCACCAGGACCACCAGGACCCCAAGGCCUGCAAGGGCCGAAGGGUGAACCAGGAUCCCCAGGAACUCCAGGCGUUGAUGGGGAGCAGGGUCCUAAAGGCUCAAAAGGAGAUACAGGUGAUCCUGGAAUGCCUGGAGAAAAGGGAGGAAUUGGACUGCCUGGCCUGCCAGGAGCCAAUGGUAUGAAAGGCGAAAAAGGAGAUGUUGGUUUGCCUGGUGCCCAAGGUCCUUCAAUGAUAGGACCACCUGGACCACCAGGGCCACAUGGUCCUCCAGGCCCUAUGGGACCUCAUGGACUCCCUGGCCCAAAGGGUGAACCAGGGUUAAAUGGUCUUAAAGGAUUGAAGGGUGAACCAGGUCAAAAGGGUGACAGAGGGCCCCUUGGUCUUCCAGGAGCAUCUGGCUUAGACGGAAAGCCAGGACCCCGGGGUGUAGAUGGCCCAGUUGGUCCCCAUGGCCCUGCAGGUCCCAAAGGAGACAGAGGUGAAAAGGGAACUGUAGGCGACCCUGGACCCAGAGGACCAUACGGCUUGCCUGGCAAAGAUGGCGAGCCUGGCCUUGAUGGUUUCCCUGGUCCUCGAGGAGAAAAGGGUGAUAUAGGAGAAAAGGGAGAAAAGGGGGAAAAGGGAAAGAAAGGCAAAAAGGGGCCUAAAGGGGAGAAAGGAGAACAGGGUGCUCCUGGAUUAGAUGCACCUUGCCCAUUGGGUCCCGAUGGAUUACCAAUGCCUGGCUGUUGGCAAAAGUGAUGAAUCUAACCUUACAAGCAUGAAGUUGUGUAUAUAGUGCUCCACCUUUUGUAUUUAUAGUUGAAAACUGAAAAUUCGAUUUUACAAGUCUGAGAUAUGUUUACAUGUAGCUGCUUCUACUUGUUUGCAAUAGUCCGUGUGUACAUCUUUUUUCCACUUACAUCUGCAGUUAGAUAAUGUAUAACUGCAGGGUAAACCUGCAAAGAGCAAAGAUUCUCUCUCUAAUGAGAGAGAGAUCUUGAUACAAUGAUCAAUAAUAGAAAUCUGAUUAUCUCUGUAAAUUCUUUAUAUUUUUGCUUGUGGACCUGCAUGGACAAUGAGUGCCAUGAACUAGUUUACAAGAAAUUGUGACCAAAUAAGAGCAAACUGCUAUGAAAUGUACUGUACCAGCUGCCGUUGGAGUUUACUGACUUGGCUUCCAUGUCCAUCUUAAACACUUCACUGAUUCAUGCCACUAUAUCUGCUUGUACGGACUAAAAGCAUGAGUUUGUGUGCCAAACCUGCUUGUUGUGUGAUCAUGUCACGUGCUAAAUGGCUGCUCACGGUGACCUUUGAUUCCAGCUUCUGAAUUGUUUCCUUUUGUCAUCUCAAGGGAGUCACACCAUGGCUUAUUGCUAAAAAGAGAUAAACCACAGGAGGAUAGAAAGAGGCCUUGAAUUUUUGGGAAAUAGAGUUCCAGCUGCAGGUGGAUGGCUUCCAGCCUUGCGGGUCACCUGGCCCCUUUGAUCAAAAGGGGUCCUGCCUGUUAAUCAGCAUCAGUUUGCCUUGCACUGCUCACGGUCGUGAAGACAUUCACGAUAGGCCCUGUCGAGUCCUUAAUCAAGAAGGAAAGAAGUUUGAAGAAGAAACCAGACUUCUCUGUGGGUUGUUUGAAAAGGUUACAGUGGUGCUGCAGGGAUCAUUUCAUGGCAGACACCGCCUGAGACCAGAAGCUUCUCAACCUUACUCAAGGAUGGACAGACCAUGUGCUCUGCGUGUUGUAUUUUGGGACUGCUGGAGGAAGAAGCAUUCUUGAGGUGGGGAUGAAUCGGAACAUCCUCCAGAGGAGGAGGAUAACGGAACUGACCAGAGAUGUACGUACCGUGGUGUGGUUUUCAGGUGAUUCAGUUUAAAUUACACAAAACUAGCUGGACUUCUCUGCAGAAUUUUGGAAGCUAUGGUUAGUUUGGUUUCCUUUUCCCGUAACUUUUGCCAUAAAGGAUCCAUUUCAAUAAUCUGUUCAACAUUUGUGAUGAUGGCAUUGAAGAAAAUGCUUCAAGCCAUGUGUUCAUCUUGUUUCAGUAUUAACAGUUUUUUAUUUCAGAGUCUUUGAAGCCUUUAAGUCUAAAAAUGAAAAGAGUUUAUUUUUGUGUUUCACAGACUGAUUUAUUCAUCUUGUUCUUUUUCUGCUGUUACAGUGACCUUAGUAGAUGUUAUUACUCAAAAAACAUUGGAGAGAAACAAGUCUGUGUGAUUACCCCUGCACACUUGUCAUCGCACUACACUGUUAAAGGUGUCGAUAUUUCUCCAUUAUUUCUGUCCAGAUUACUAGCUUUCUAGGGAAACACUGGCAAAGUUUUGCUUCUCCACUUUUUUUUUUUUUUUUAAUUGUAGAAAUACCUAAUUUGUGCACAUUUGUAGUUUUUGCCUGAGGCAUUUUUUCCGAUUUUGAGUCUUCAUAUGGUGCACUGUAGUUAGUUUGAGAAACCAGUUCAUGAGAAAUGGUGCCAUAUUUGGCAGAUGGAAAUUCUUUUUAUAUCACUUCCGUUCCUAGUGUAUAGUAGGACGAUCACAAACUUUUUUAGUUACUUUCUGAGAGUUGUCUUUCAUAUGUAGACCAAAACUAAAGUUGAGGAAGACAGCCUGUCUCCAUCCAUGUGUGGGCACCUUGCCCUUCUUGGAAUGCACAUUUUUCCUUGCUCCAUCAUUUCUAAAUCAUGUGAAGAUGGGGACCUACUGUGGUUGCACUUUCCAUAUUGCUUCACAAUCUCAGAUCAAUGGAAAUGCCACUAUAAUGCGAUCUUUCACUUUGCUACAUUUUUAUUGUCAUUUUGGUGUAUCAGAGACGAAAACAGCUUUUCAAGGGGGGGGAAAUCUUCCACAGAUUUUUAAAACUAAAAAUUAAUUUAGUGGCCUCCAUCUAGCAGUACCUUACUAAUAAAAACAAAAUUCCAACACUAUAUAGGUACACAUAUAUACUGAAUAUAUAUAUUUACUGCUCAAUUCUAUCUUUCCAAUAGUGAGAAAUAAACAAGUGUUCACAGAUACGAGGAAAAAUGGUUUUCUUUGCUUAAAUUUUCAGAGGUGCAAGUAUCAACCUGUUUGAAUAAUCAUGAUUAUAAUAUAGUAAAAGCCUUCCCAUGGCAUAGACUGAAUAUAAAAUGUUAACGAGCAGAGUGCUAUGGCAGUAAUGUGAAUGAGGGACUUUCCAGAAAGGGGGCAAGAGGAGCACCGUGCAAGCCCUCCAGUUUGCCAGUUUUAGUCUGCUUGUUUAAGCAGCACUAUCUCAAAAACCAACAGGCUGAGGAGCAAGCUGCCCGCCAAACAGAAAUGAGUCUCUUAUACCUAUGUCCUGACUUGGCACAUUUGGCUAAGUAUAGUGUAGAUGUGAAGAUUAGAAGUUGAACAUUUUUAUAAAAUAUCAAAUACUGGCAAUCAUACAGUAAGCUUAAAUAUUUUUUAAAUGUCCCUCAGAGUAUUCAAAUGCAAAAUCAAGUAGGAUGUUUAUUAUCUGGCUAGAUGUUUUAGCAAUUGCAUAUUGAGAGUGUCCACCAACACAACUCAUUUAAGAAAUAACAAGAUAAAGAGCUAUUAAAUGCAUGCUGUCAUUAGCACUUUCAUAUUUUAAAAACUUGUAUAUCUAUAUUUUUAAACUGCCCUCAUAGCAUCCAUUUCUGUAUGCAUCAGUAAAGCUAUCAGAAGCUUCCUUCAUGAUUUCUUCAUUCAGGAAGUAAUAAUAGACACUAUUGUUAAACGUUAGUCAAAACUCAAUUCUCCUUUAACUCCCCGACACUGAGACCCUGCUAAAGAAACACUUAGGCACCUUUGUUCGCUUUCUUUUCUGUCUUGUAAGGUAGUUUCUGUAUUUAAUUGCCGCUAAGUAGGAAUAGGGUUCCCCCCCAAAAAAAUAAUUUCUUUAAGCUUCUGUUUUGUUCAAUAUCAUGAAAGGUUCAUUCCAUUUAAAUGGCCAUGGGUGAACAGCAGGCAAAGAAUUUAAUCUGACAGGCUAAACUACAUACAUAGAUUUGAAAUUAAUAUUUGCACCUCAAAGAUUGACUUGAAAUGAAACCUAACAGUAUUUAGCAAAUUUCCGUGUUCAGUACAAGAAAAAAAAAAUAAUUGGGUUUAAUAUUUCAUCAAGAAAAGCACCCUGUGAAGACUUGCAACGUGUCUGUUUUGUUUAAAAAGCAACUAUUUUUUGUGCUUGUAUAUCUUUUUUCUUUUGAUGGCAAAGCUACGGUUUUAACCACCCGUGUGUUGUUGUACCUUUUAGUAGCAUUCCUCCAAAUAGAUAUGAUUUGUUUUGUUUAGUUUGUGACAGGAACAGUAGUUCCUCUACCAGUCUUUUCAGUUGUAGAAACGUGUAGUGGUAUUAGCCUACGCAGUUUCUAUACCCCUGGCUUUUUCAGGUGUGAUUAAUUCUUGUUUCUUUGAGAGUUUUCAGUAUUUGUUUCAUACCAAGUUUUGUAAUCAUCUGUUACUCUGGUGUAUUAUAACCACAUUGUGCAGAAGUCCUGCUACAGAAGCAGCAAGUCUUUUAAGCACUGUAUGGAAUAUGUCUGACAUACAUGGUCCUUGUCUUCAUAUUCAUAGAUUAGCUAUGGGGAAUCUUUCUUUCAGGACGCUUUGGACACCUUUUUAUUUUUCCCUGAGGUAAAGCAUGAAACGUUAAUUCAUGGAACAAUGGUACAAUGUAUUUUUUUGAUUUAUAUUUUUAUUUAUUGCUGAUUUUGAUGUCAUGUUCUGAUAGUGUAGCAAGGCAGAAUGACACUCUUCAUCCAGCUGUUUUUAUAUAUUCUUUUAGUCUACCUUAUAAGAGGUAUGAAUGAGUUUCAGAAUGAUCAAAUCCAUACACCUGCACAUGUGUAAAGUAUAGAGUUUAAAAAGGGAUAAUUCUUAAGAUUGAUGUACAGUGAGGGAAGUUAGCAUUGGCUCCACUGAGUGUUACACUCAUGGAAGAGUGCACGUGAGCAUCAGUUACGCCAGCAGAAGAGGCGAUGCAGCCCCAAACGAGACGAGCAGACCUUUGGUCCUUGUGGGAGGGUGGUGCUGCGUAAGGCUGGGAGGCGCAUCAGAUGUGGUUCAGAUCCUGGAUCCUGUUGGGGUUUGGAGAGGGUUGUCCCACUGACGACCACAGAAGCAGGAUUGUAACCCUGGGCUCAGCCAUGCAAGGCUCUUCACUGGCCGUGCCUCCCUUUCCCCAGCCAUGAAACGGGGAGAGUGAUGCGUCCUUCCCUUGCAAAGCGCUUUGAGACGUGCAGCAGGAAGGACCCAGGCGUCGUGCUUAGUAACAAGGGGAAUAUUAUCAACUUCAUCGGUGGGGUUUUGUGUAAAUCAGGACCACUUCAGUGAGUAAAAACUGCAGAGAUACUCCCAGUCUAUUGAAUGUGAUGGAGAUGUUCAAGACGUGCAGAAGUUGACCUUUCCUUUUAGAUUUCCUGAUCUCUGCUGCUUGACCCUCUUGAAUUACAUUUUAAAAUCUCGGUAUUUUACCUAAUGAGAGACUUAAAUUUUCACACUAGAGUCACACAAACACUAAUAUCUGCAAAUAAAGUACCCAAAAGAAAGUCUCAGUAUUAGCCAUUGCAAAAAAAUUAUUCUAUUUCAGUGAACAGAAUUAAAACUAACUCCUGAUUAUUUUUUUUUUCUUUCUGCAACUUGCUUUUAUGGAUCCAAAUGUUGCCGUAAUGUACAAAUGAAGGUUUUCUUGCACCCUCUGUUAUUGAAGUAUUUUACAUGGUGGUUGGAUUCGUUAAAUGUUAGAAACAAGUGCCUGCCACCAUCAUUUCUGACAGAAUUUGAAAAAGGUACUCCGCAGCACAAGUGGAGUUUGUAUUUGAAAAAAGGAUUUGGAGUGUUGUUUUUGUUUCAUUUUGUUUUAAAAUGCAUCCAAUUGUCAAUGCUGCUUGGAAAUUGAAUUUUCUUUGGAAAACAGGGGGCCUUAACUUAACCUGGGACCGUUAGUGUUUUACUUGUUUCUAUUUAAAAAAGAAAUUGUAUGAAUUUCCCAGAUACCAUUGGUACUUGCACACUUCUCUGAAGUAUUAUGAAGAGUUGGGUUGGUGGAAGAAUGUUUUACAUAUUGUUAACAUAUAUGUGGAUAUUCUUAUAUUAUUGUACAUGUUUGGGAAAAUAUCACACAACUUUAAAAAUGUUACUAAGAUGUAUGUAUCUGACUUUUUCCUUUGGAAAAUAUUAUAUAUUUUUAUUUGUAUUUUUUACUUUUUUAAGUUCAUCUAUAUGUGCCGUUAUUUUUGUAUUGCAAAUGGUCUCAUAAAUGCAGUAGAAGAGCUAAAAAUACAAAGAAAAGUAAUUUGGCAAGGACUACAAUGCUUGGGGGGAAAAACACAUGGGUCGGUAUCAUAUUAUCAAUACUAGGAAUAUUUUGAGUGUCUUAGCACUGUAAAUAUGUCACGAGACCUUUUUUGCCGAGUAGUGUAAAGAAUUGCAAGGUGUUAAUCACCCAUUUUAAUUUGUUAUUAAUUACCACUUUCUUGUGGCCUCUGGUCCUGACUUAAUUGAACCCGAUCAAACAGCAUGCUUUUGUUUUUAUUAUUAAAAUUUCUCCUUGUUUUUCAGUUGAAUACUGUUUUGUUUUCUUUCAGUUUUGUACUUCGGGUUUUGUUUCUUGCUUGUGAGAAGUUGAUCUUCAGAAUUAUUUUUACACUAUUUAUGAUUUAUUUUCAUAAUGUAAAAAGUGUGUAAUUAUUAAAAUAUUA
Molecule: messenger RNA, 8195 nt
Organism: Phalacrocorax carbo (great cormorant)
Lineage: Eukaryota; Metazoa; Chordata; Aves; Suliformes; Phalacrocoracidae
Source: RefSeq, a predicted model, not a curated record